AUGGAGAUUACAGCUACACCGGCCGAGGAGGCAGCUGCCAUACGCAGCGCUAAGCAGCUACACGUCUACAAGCCAGGCAUUAUAUUCGUGCCUGGCGCCAAACUUCAGGUCCAGGAGACCAUCGACAACAACUGGUAUGACUGCAAAGUGGUCGAGGUGGACUGGGGGGAGCUGGACAUCUUGGUGCAUUACCUGCGCUGGAGCGACCGCUUCGAUGAGUGGCUCAAGAUGGACUCGAAGCGCAUCAGGGCCGUGCCUGCAACGUCCGUGGAUGAGUGUCCCUUCAGUGUGGGCGAGAUGGUCCUGGCGCUGUGGUCGGUCGACCAGCGCUACUAUCCCGCCACUGUCAUGCGUGUCAUCAACCCGCAACAAUGCGAGGUGAAAUUCCGAGAUGACAACAUCAGCAAGAUUCUACGCUGCUCACAGAUCAACAAAAUCACAGGCAGGAUGCCUCCGAUUCUACCUCCUCCUUCUGCUGCACCUGCUGCCGUUGCAGCUGCAGCUGCCGCUACGUCUCAUGAAACUCCAACAUCUGCUGCCCCAACAUCAGCACCAGCUGCCUCUACACCUGGAACUAGCAAGAAGAGUAUCUUUGAUGUCGACAUAUGCGAGGAAAAACGAAAACCGAAAAGGAAGGCCGAGUUUGUCGAAAUGUUCGACUCCAUCCGCAAGAGAAGAUCAAUUCAAGGUCCAUUGGCAACCCGAUCAACUCGGCUGCUGUCAGAAACCACUCCAUCUCCAUUUGUCUACCAUGAGUCGUCGCCCUCAACUACAUCAACAAAAACGUCCACUACCAGAGUUACGCCUUCCAGUACUACUUCUACUCCCCUGACGCCCACUUCUGCUCCUGUACCUCGAAAUAGUUCUGCUUCUGAGUCCACUAAGACCAUUGCCUCUAAUGCCACAGUUGAUGAAGUCCCUGGUACUGUUGUUAUUGGUGACUCUGAUGCUACUUCUCCUGUCAAUGCUACGAAAGAAUAUCCAAGCCCGCAUUCCGGCUUGUCAAAUUUUGGGCCAAGCCAGCUUAUGUGUGAAAAUCCGCCACAAUCUCUGUUGCCGAAAGUCACCCGUCAUCGUGUAUUAGAUGACAUUGACUUGACUUCCUCUCCAGACAAGAUUAGUAACGUUAGUCCCAGUAUUCUUGAUCCUUCAAAUUUGGUUAAAGGGCACAAAAUUGCUAACACGACUCCCAAGGUUUCUUCCACUUCAUCUCACGCUCAUCCAUCAGUUCCCGCGACAUUAAAAUCAAAAAUUCCUGAUCAACCAGAUCUUCAGAAGAAGAAAAUACAAGCUGUAGAAUUUGAGACCCCAAAUCAAGAAUUUUCGAAACAGCAGACGUCAUUGCAGCCUCCCAGCACUACAAACACCAACUCUGAACUGGCCCAAUCACUCUUGACUCCUCCAGUGAAGAUGUCAGUAAAGAAGGCCAAACCCAGCAAGACUUCUGUGACACCAAAACCAAGCUUGCUGGCAAAUCUCUCAACGACUCGUCGUGCGCCCGUGGCCGACGACUGCAUGUUGUCUUGGGAGAAACACGGCUGCAACGUUGUCAAAGAAAACUCUUUUCCCGGCUGGCGGAAACAAUACAGCCGUCGUCUGCCGUACACCGGUCUGGACAGCUGGGACGUAGCAUACUUUGCACCAGAUGGGAGUGUCAUCCGAAAUAAACGCGACCUUUCCGCGUACGCAGAGAAUAACACCUUACCUUGCCUUGUCGCCAGCUUUGACUUCACUGCUGCCGGCGUUAAAGACGCAAUGCUUGAGCACAUGAAGGUGUGUUCAGUGGGCACGGCUAAAGUAGGCGUGAGCAGAACAAUUGCUUUGCCAUCCACGUUAGUGUCUCCUGCUCCUGUCAACCCCGUCCCUCUCACACCGUCCAUGAAGACGCGUUCUUCGGGAGCCUCGCACAAGAAAACUGGGGACAGUCCCGCACAGAAUACCGCUGAAACGCCCACACAAAUGAGAGGUUUCUUGUGGCCAAAAAUAUCAAGCAGUGUACAACCAAUCUCUGUUACCAAUCCUCCUUCGUCCGAGCAGCUUGACUUGAGCGUUAAAGAAACAACACGAUCGUCUGAGCAAGUGUUAAGACCUAAAAAGAAAACACCAGUUCUUGCCAACGACGAGAUAAGUAAUGAAAAAAGUAAACGACGAACGGACGUUAGUCCUGUAACGCGGCCUUCAUCUCUUACUUUGGCGGAAUCGUCUCAAGACUCUGCAUCCUCUUCAACCUCGUCUGCAGCCAACAGCGCUGCUGUUGUCCCUUCGUCCGCUGCUGUUAUCCCUUCGUCCGCUGCUGUUAUCCCUUCGUCCGCUGCUGUUAUCCCUUCGUCCGCUGCUGUUAUCCCUUCGUCCGCUGCUGUUAUCCCUUCGUCUGCUGCUGUUGUCCCUUCGUCCGCUGCUGUUAUCCCUUCGUCUGCUGCUGUUGUCCCUUCGUCCACUGCUGCUGUGUCUUCGUCUUCUUUAAUCCUUGAUGACGAGGAGCAUGAAAUGGGAGUGUGUAGUAGCGACAGCGAUGACGAUGAACUAGACGUGCUUUCGCCUCAAUCUCAGCCCAAUAAAACUAUACACGGCCGAAUUGACUCCAAAAGCAACACUUCUAGUCAUAAUCUAGCCUCUCGCGCCUCCCUGCCUUGUCGUAUAAAAAUAGAAAUCCCCAUCGCGGUUGGUCGCGAAGUCCGCGGAGAAAACUCGCCUCUGCUCGAAUCGCCAGUCAAACGCUCGCCAUUGGUGGAGGCUCCUGCCUCUCCUUUGAAAGCACGACCUGCUCCUCCGCUCAGAGAAACUAAUAGCCCAGGUGUGUCAGUGGGAGAACAUGUCUGCGUCGUGAAGAACUGCAACAAAAUAUUCAGAAAUGACAAUCUUUUGCAGAUGCAUAUCAAGCACUACCAUCCAGAGUCAAGUUAUCGCCUUGGGUCCUCCGCUCCUAAUGUGGCUGACCUCGCCUAUGCCAGAACUGUGGAGGGACUCCUGGAGGCCGACAAGAGAGGAGCUGGUGAUCGACGUCGCAAACGCCACAGUCUUGGAGCCGUUCCUGAGGGCAAGCGCCGGCGGCUGGAGCCUUCCAAGGACUACAACCGUCGCAAGUCCACAGCUGUUGUGAACGUCAUGGACGAUUCUGACUCUGUAGACACCGAUUCCGUGGACUUGCGUCGUCCAGAUCCAGCCCACAACUCCGACUGGACGGCUGAUCAAGACUCCACGACAGGCGACGCUGCGUCCACUGCUAAUGACAACAUCUUGCUGCAGACCGACAGUGAUGAAGAGAGCGACUUCGUGGGCUUCCCUUCGGUGCCUACUGGAAAAAAACGUUCCGUCUUGGUGUCAAACAAACUUCAGAACAUGGACACUGAAACGGUCGCCAGUGCGGACGAUGAUACGAGCGAGGCAGAAGCCACGGACGACGCGCAUGAGGACGACAAGGAUGACGAUGAAUUUGGCCAUCGCCACAUCAUCAACUGCUGCUGUGGUUCCUCCGAGGAGGAUGGGCUCAUGCUCCAAUGUGAUGUUUGCAUGUGCUGGCAACAUGCACAGUGCUAUUCUAUUGGCAAAGAAGCAGUGCCCGAGAAGUAUGUGUGCUCCAUGUGUACAAACCCCGUGCGUGUACGUAGCAGUCAUCGCUUCGACCAUCAGAUCCGCAAUUGGCUUAAGGACGGAACAAUACCCAAGUUUUCGUUUUCUUCUGACGACGAUGGACGGAGCAAGAGACUGGAGAUGGCCAUACAGCGUGGCCAUGAACUUUCUGCCUGUCUGCUCCAGCAGCGACGUGUUCUGCAUGCUCUAAACGUCACACUUGCCAUCGCCAAGAAACCGGAUCAUCCGAAGCUUGUGAUGUGGCAUAAGAAGUGGGCUGAUCCCAGGCCGCCUGGCUCUAUACCGUCCAUACUGCCAUUGUUGCCAUCAACGUUUCCUCUGAUACCUGUCACCGCCUUUCAAUCUUAUUUGCCUCAAAUACCAGGGACGUUGUUUUCACACUCAACAUUACCAUCAUCGACUUCCCUAACUCAAGAUGAUGCAGCUCUCAUCCGCGACAUAAUCGACAUGGAGCCUCUCAUGCCUGCUGACAAAAUCCUGAUGCAAACUAACACUGUUUUCGAGGAAGUGUCGUCCCUUAUGCCGAACUCUUCGUGUAUCAUGGAUCCUGCUCCUUUACUCAAUCCUUCACACCAAGUGUCGGUGCCAUCACACUUUGAAGAUAUGUCAUUGUCUCUUACUUCUGUACCUUCGGCGCCUGUGGCUGCUUCCCCAUUCGUAUCAUCAGAAGAUGUUACUGUAAAUAACAUGACCAACUUUAUGCAACCUCAAGUGCAGCAACUUGCUGUUUCGUUGCAAUCUUCUUUGAUAGUUGACAGCCCUUUCGAAGGUCAGGACAAUAUGGGGCCCUCUGGUAAUGAAAACUUCCUAGCUCCUGUUUUUGCCUCGAGUGUCACUUCUUCAAUGUUGGAUACAGUUUCAUUGGUCAGCAGUCCUCUGGAUCUUCCGUCUCACCUCUCGAAUAUUUUGCAAUGCACAGUUGCUAGUUCGGGACCUUACAAUGUGUCUACCGGCAUUACUGCUGAUCUUUCAAUGUUACCUUCUUCCUGCACUUCAAGCAUGUCUGCACUUCAGUUUCAAGUAUCACAGUGCCUACCUUCUGUACACUCCUUGGUUCCAUUACCCUUUUCGAAUGGAACUAGCAUGGACACUAUGGCCCAUGUAGCUUCCUCAAAUAACCUGGCUAAUAAUUCAAUUCUAAAGGAUCUUGGGGCUACCAUCGACAUUAAUUCAUUGCCAAUGGUGUCGGAAGCCAUUGGCCCCGCAAUUACUUCGAAUCAUUCAUUAUCACUUUCUACACAGCAAGUUUCAUCUUUAGCCACACCAAUUACUGCCGCAACCAUAGUUUCAGUAAGCUCAUCUAUUUUGGGAGUGUCAACGCAUACGAUUGCAACAUUGCCUGUAACUGGUUUGGAAUCUAAUAGUCUUGCUUCAAUGUCAGAUGAAGUCGGUGCUGCAGCUAUGUCUGUUCCUCCUGAAUCUUGUCCUUCUCUGGAUGCUACAAAUGAAACUCGGGCUGAUAAUAGUGAGAAAACCGCACAUUGUUUGCGAGAGGCCGAAAAUUCAGAGGAUUCGGGCACGAACAAUGACCACAUCGAAAACUUGAUUUUAAAAUCAAGCAAAAUAUUUGUUGGGGAAUCUAAGGAUGGCGACGAAUUUGCAAGUCACGUGUAUGAUACUGAGCACGGGGACGAUUCGUGUGUUCAGCAAAAUUCUCAUUUCCGUCGAGAAGAUAUUGACAAUACAACGAUUGCACACGGCAGCAUUGAAACUAAAGCCACGAAGGAAAUAACUGUUAGUGGCCAGCAUUCCGACUUUUCUAGUGCUCAUCUUGGUUCAAACGCUAAUCAAGACCUGAAUAGUGGCUCUGAAACAACAGGGGAAUGCAGUGUUGACAAUAAGAAUGAUUCUAAUUUCGAUCUUCAACUGAGUAUUUCCACUUCUGAAAAAUCUAAGGAAUCGUCACUUUUAGUGGGAAACCUGAAUAAGGACAAACCAGAUGUUCUUCCCACUGAGAAAAAUUAUAACCUCGAUGUUCUUUUCCCUGGCGAUCAAACAGGCACGUCUAUUUCCACACAAACGCCAACGAAUCGUGAUGGCGCUGUCAGUGAUCAAGUAAUGGACUUCGCUCAGACGACAACAACUUCUAUUUUACCGGACGAGUUGACUACAAAUAAUGAAAAUACUUCAUCAAGUGGUGAAGUAGGCUUUGCAGUGCCAUCCGAAUCUUCAAUGUAUAAAAUCGAAGUAGUUAGCGUCCGCAAUUCAAUUUCAGGUCAUGUUCAACUUCAAACAAGUGAAAGCCAAGGAUCCAACACUGCAGCUACGUCCUUUGGGGAUGGUGUUCAAGAAUCACGAUUGAUAGAAUCUCCCACUUCCGUACCGGAAACAACCACUUCCACCCUCGAUGUUCCCACUUCCGUGCCGGAUGCCUCCAUUUUUGUGUCGGAUGCACCCACUUCCGCGCCGGAAGUAAGCACUUCCGCACCGGAAGCAAACACUUUCGCACCAGAAGCAAUCAUUUCCGUACCGGAGGCAACCAUUUUCGUACCGGAAGCAAACACUUCCGCACCGGAAGCAACCGUUUCCAUUUCGGAAGUAAACACUUCCGUACCAGAAGCAUCUACUUCGGUGCUUGCGGCAAACACGUCCAUGUUGGAGGCAAACACUUCCGUGCUGGAAACAACCACUUCCAUGCCGGAAGCAUCCACUUCCGUGCCGAAAGCAACCACUUUCGUGUCGGAAGCAACCACUUCCUUGUCGGAAGCAACCACUUCCGUGUCGGAAGCAACCACUUCCGUGUCGGAAGCAACCACUUCCGUGUCGGAAGCAACUACUUCCGUGUCGGAAUCAACCACUUCCGUGUCGGAAGCAACCACUUCCGUGUCGGACCACUUCCGUGUCGGAAGCAACCACUUCCGUGUCGGAAGCAACCACUUCCGUGUCGGAAGCAACUACUUCCGUGUCGGAAGCAACUACUUCCGUGUCGGAAUCAACCACUUCCGUGUCGGAAGCAACCACUUCCGUGUCGGAGGCACCCACUUCCGUGUCGGAAGCAACCACUUCCGUGUCGGAAGCAACCACUGCCGUGCCGGAGGCAACUACUUCCAUGCCGGAAGCUGCCACUUCCCUCAUGGAUGCUCCAACGUCUCAUUCCCUGAAGCUGAGCGCAUUGAACCUGUGAAGUGUAAACUAAAUUUACUAAGUCACGUACAAGCGGUGCAAGACACGCUGGAACGAGCCUACGACGCUAUUGAGGCAGAAAUUUCAAAGCUCGAGGAAGAAAUGGGCAUCACAGAUGACCUGGAGAAUGACCCUGCAACGGACGCCUCGAGCAGACAGCUGAUGCAGAUGGUUCUCGCUGACAUUAACGUACUCGAACGACUUGCCCUCCAUUCUAACUGA
Molecule: messenger RNA, 6936 nt
Organism: Hyalella azteca
Lineage: Eukaryota; Metazoa; Arthropoda; Malacostraca; Amphipoda; Hyalellidae
Product: mucin-5AC
Exons: 23
Coding region: 1-6936 (2311 amino acids)
Biological process (GO): regulation of transcription by RNA polymerase II
Cellular component (GO): NSL complex
Molecular function (GO): DNA binding
Source: RefSeq, a predicted model, not a curated record